Ceraceosorus guamensis is the source of this 1379-nucleotide messenger RNA. RefSeq lists its product as hypothetical. The record is from RefSeq and is a predicted model, not a curated record. The transcript has a single exon. Lineage: Eukaryota; Fungi; Basidiomycota; Exobasidiomycetes; Ceraceosorales; Ceraceosoraceae. The coding region runs from base 333 to 1319 and encodes 328 amino acids.
GUACUCACUUUUGUAGUCUGACGACGUUCGGAUCUAAACAUCACUCGGGGGCCACGUUUCUCAGCCGGUCAGCUCCCACUCAUACCGCCCGGCCGUUGCACUGCCGCUUCGGAUCACAGCUUCGUCGCACGUACUCGAUUCUACUUCCGCACGGAAACUCUUGCGUAGGUGGACGACAGUUUUCUUUGCAUCAAGCGACUACUUUUAAGGUAUUGUUCCUCGUCUCUCGACUCGCUCCUCGCUCCACCACAACGGUUCAUCUGGCUACCCGAUCUCCACAGCGUCCUCGUACUUCUCUCUACACCUAUACACAUCUCUCGUACGGAUCAUCAAUGUCGACUCAGCGAAUGCAACGCGUUCGCUCUCGCGCCGCAGGCUCUCUCGAUGAGCUCGCUCUUCACUUGGAGAAAAGACAAGGUGCUCUCACAGGCGUGACGAGCGGGUUGGAGAGCGGUGCUAACAAAGCAGGCGACAAGGCUUCUUCCUACACUUCUGGUCUUAAUCAAUGGGAAAUCCUGGCCGUCGCAGCAGCUGGUGUCGCUUUGAUCGCCCUCGUUUGCACUUGGACCUGGCUCGUGUGCAACAGAAAGCGCAAAGCAAGGGAAGCAGCCAAAGCAAAGGAGGAAGAGGAGAUUGCCGCUGCUGAAAAGCUGAGGAGGACAAACACCAUGACGCAGUCUUCUCACGGUCAUCAUGGAUCCAAAGAGUCGCAAUCUCAACGAAAGUCCUUGCUCGCUAAUGCAGCGCCUGCUGGCAUGGCCAGGGAGGACCUACGCGUCAACACUGCGAGCGCUGCCAAGAUGGGACAAGACCUUCACUCGCCACGCAGUCCUGGUCCUCGCGACCCGUUCCUGCCUCCAUCACCCAAAGGGCACCAAGCUCAAUUGGCGCAUUCCAACAUCUCCUCCGCCGCCUUUCACGCAUCUGCCGCUACGCCUUAUGCGCAACAUCACGAAGGCCCAUCGUACGGCAUGGAAGCUACGUCGCCCAACAGCAGACGUUCGUAUCACCAGGUAGUCUAUCCCGAUCAACCUCUGCCGCAAUCUGUGGACCUCCGAGAGCCUCUGCCAUUGGCCAUCUCUCGAUCACCUCCUCGCUCAAGCCAUGUGCCACUCCCUCGCGCCCCAGCGCCGCAGUACGGAUAUCAAGGUGGCAUGUCGAACCCAUACGCGGAAGAGCACACAUCGGCUCAUGAGCCCAUCUCUGCUUACGGCGCUCAGCCUGCGGAAGGGUACGGUAUGCCGAUGCCCCAGUAUCAAAGGCCCAUGUCAUACGGCCAGCCUUCGAAUCGGAUGUCGCAUUAUGGUGCUGCCCUCUGAUCAACCGUUCACAAAGCAGCAGCUCUCCGACGCCUUGCUUUGAAUAUACCAACAUCUCUC